This is a messenger RNA of Aquila chrysaetos chrysaetos, 1732 nucleotides long. It is a transcript of the gene C1QL1, whose product is annotated as complement C1q like 1. The record is from RefSeq and is a predicted model, not a curated record. NCBI's taxonomy places the organism in Eukaryota, Metazoa, Chordata, Aves, Accipitriformes, Accipitridae. Gene Ontology annotation, molecular function: protein binding.
CGGGCGGGUGGGCGUGUCCCGGGCGGGUGGGCGUGGCCUGGGCGGGAGCGGGGCGCACCGGAGCCAGCGGAGCGCAGCGGAGCGGCCACCGCCGCCGCCACCCCCGAGCCCCCCCCCCACCCCCGCCGCCGCCGCCGCCCUGCUCCCCCCCCACCGGCACCAUUCCCACCCCCGGGCGACAACGCGCCCCGGCCGGGCGGCGGCUCAGCCUGGGCCGGAAAACUUUACUGGCGGCCGCGGCGGGGGUGGUGAUGGUGCUGGUGCUGGUGGUGCUCAUCCCGGUGCUGGUGAGCUCCGCCGGUACCGACGGCCGGUACGAGAUGCUGGGGACCUGCCGUAUGGUCUGCGAGCCCUACGGCCCCGCCGCCGCGCCCCCCCCCGCAACCGGCCGAACGCGGCCCCCCCCGCCGCCCUCCACCCUGGUGCAAGGUCCCCAAGGCAAACCGGGGCGACCGGGGAAACCGGGACCCCCGGGACCGCCGGGAGAACCGGGACCCCCGGGACCGGCGGGGGCGCGGGGCGAAGCGGGACGACCGGGACCCCCGGGAUUACCGGGACCGGGGGCUACGGGUGCGGUGAGCGCGGCUACCUAUAGCACGGUGCCGCGCGUCGCCUUCUACGCCGGCCUCAAGAACCCCCACGAGGGCUACGAGGUCCUCAAGUUCGACGACGUGGUCACCAACCUGGGCAACAGCUACGACGCCGCCUCCGGCAAGUUCACCUGCGCCAUCCCCGGCACCUACUUCUUCACCUACCACGUCCUCAUGCGCGGCGGCGAUGGCACCAGCAUGUGGGCCGACCUCUGCAAGAACGGUCAGGUGCGGGCCAGCGCCAUCGCGCAGGACGCCGACCAGAACUACGACUACGCCAGCAACAGCGUCAUCCUGCACCUGGACGCGGGGGACGAGGUCUUCAUCAAGCUGGACGGGGGCAAAGCCCACGGCGGCAACAACAACAAGUACAGCACCUUCUCCGGCUUCAUCAUCUACUCGGACUGAGCCUGGACCCACGGCAUCGCCCCACGGCCCUUCAGCCCCAUGGCAUCCCCCUACUGCUGUCCAGCCCCACGGCAUCCCCCCACCGUGUCCUCCAAUAACCACCCAGCCCCACGGCAUCCCUCUGCUGUGGUUCAGCUCCCUGCUGCCAUCCAGCCCCACAGCAUCCCCCCAAUGACCGUCCAGCCCCACAGCACCCCCCUGCUGCCGUCCAGCCCCACGGCAUCCCCCCACUGCUGUCCAGCCCUAUAGCCUCCCCUUGCUACUCUCCAGCCCCGCGGCAUCCCUCUGCCGCGGUCCAGCCCCACGGCAUCCCCCCCACGGCGGUCCAGGCAAUCUACGGUGCCCCAACACCCCCCUUUCCCAUUAGCUCACCCCAUGGCUGCUAAUUCAGGGCUGGGGAGCCGCAGGGGGCUGGGGGUCAGCAAGAGGCUGGGGGACCCCCCCCCCACGCUGCCCCACUGCACCCCCAUCCCCUGGCCGCGCACCCCGCUUGGCCCCAUGGCACCCCGCUCCCCGCUGCCUCCCCACACCCGGGGCGAUGCCGGGGGCCGGCGGGUCCCCGCCAGCGUGUAUAUAUGUACAGGACGCGCAGAUGUCUAUACGGGUGGCCCCCCCCUCCCCACAUCUCCGGCCAGCCCCGUGCUGGGGGGCUGCGCUGGGGCCGGGGGGUGGGGGGGAGACGCCUUGCUGCCCGACCCCGGGGCGACUCCAUGGUAAAGCAGAGCUGUGACCUC